Messenger RNA from Phyllopteryx taeniolatus (common seadragon), 2539 nucleotides. RefSeq names its product outer dense fiber of sperm tails 3-like 2a (gene odf3l2a). Gene Ontology annotation, cellular component: cytoskeleton. The record is from RefSeq and is a predicted model, not a curated record. Bases 1096 to 1845 code for a protein of 249 amino acids. NCBI's taxonomy places the organism in Eukaryota, Metazoa, Chordata, Actinopteri, Syngnathiformes, Syngnathidae. The transcript has 5 exons.
AUUGUGAAAAGCAAAAGCACAGCCAAAUGAAUAAAAAUGCAUAUAUAAACACAAAAGACAAUCCCAAAAAAAACAAAAAAAACAACUCAACCUCUUUUGUUAGCCACUUCCCGUUGAAGUUCACUGUCAAACUAAACAUAAAAGAAAGAAUUGCUUGUGUAUUUAAAACGACAUAGCUUAGCCUUCAGUCCGCUAUGUUAAAGCUAAUAGAUAAUGGCAAUUGCCAUAGGCGCAGGCUAACUAGCGUCCGCGUUGCUAUGGUAUAAGCCUUGAACCAACGGAGAUGUGAACAUAAAUGGUGCAGCAACACAUUUAGACAGACAAUAGAACAGUACUAUUAUACUAAGCGAAGAACUACCAUUAUUAGUGCCGUACUGAGGAGCUAGGACGUCUCCACGUACGGUAUUUCCAUCGGUCUGUCUGAUGCUACCUCCAGGUGGCCAAGGCAGGCAUACCAGAAGGAGCAGCCCAAUAGCCAUUUAAUUGAUGAAAUAUAACAAAAAGUUAAAUUCUAUUUAUGGCAUUAGUGUUUUUUUUUAUAAAGUAUAAUAUUAUACAGUGCUAAUUUUCUCAUUAACAAAACAUUUGUUGUUGUUUUUUUUGGGGGAGGCUGGAAUGAAUUAAUGGCAUUUUCAUUCAUUUUAAAUGGGGAAAAAUUAAUUUAGAUGUUUUAUGAUAUAUAAUAUAUAUAUGUCGAAUGUUUCCACACACCAGUCCGAGGUUUGUUUCAGCGUCGUCAGCGUCACGUCAAAGCCUUGCAACACAAGACGAGUGUAAGUUGAGUUUAAAUGUUUAAUAGCGUGUCCACCGAGACGCGGUUAGAAACAGAACGCAACAACACCAGAUGGCGGAACCCAAACGUUACGCAAAUGCUUUCCAAAGUUUUCCCGGUUUGAUGCGGGAUUCGUCUCACUGUUGCAUAUUCUUUGAAAAGUCGUCCAUACGGUAAAGUUGUGACCUUAACGGACUUGGAGGUGGACAAUAGCUUAGGUCGAGUCAUAUCUAUGCUCGUGAAUAAUUCAUCAAGAGGGCGACUGGCGGCUACUGAAAGGAAAGGACGAGUCCCGAAGGAGAAGGAGAAGAAGUCGCCGGAGGAUGGAGGAGGUGGCGAAGAGACGGCCCGUAAUCUCUGCUAAAGAAAGAGGACCGGGCCCGGGACGCUACGCUCUGCCGCCGACGGUGGGCUACGUCGACCACGAUGUCACCAAGCCCAGCGGCCCCGCUUACUCCUUCCGCACCCGAAUGAGCAGCACCAUGAUCUCUGUAGACUCCAGCCCAGGACCGAGAUACCACGUCGGCGCUAACGUGACACGAUUUGGCCGAGCGGCGAUGCCCUCUUACACCAUGUUGGGCCGAGGGAAGCGCAUUGGUGACAAGUUCCAGACACCAGGACCGGGGACCUACAGCCCAGAGAAAGCUCCGCCUCUCAACGCUCAGCGUCGCCCGCCAGCCUACACCAUGGGCGCCCGCACACGCUAUCGCUCUGUGGAUGCAGUACCAGCCCCCAACAGCUACACGCUCCCCAAGCUGCUGGGCAAUCAGGUCCCCGACAAGGCGUCCGCCGUCAGCUACAGCAUGUCGGCCCGCCGCCCGUCCGUGGACUUGGCCCAGAGCCCCGGGCCCGGCGGGUACAACAGCACCCACCCGGACGUCUACCUCCGACGCCAGCCCUCCUUCUCCAUGCGGAGCCGGACCGAAAGGCCCACCUACCCCUCAGCCACCCCGGGCCCCGGUGCCUAUCGCCCGGAGCGUUCGGGGGCGCACCUCCGCAGGGCACCGUCCUUCACGAUGGGGGUCCGCCACUCGGAGUUUGUCACGCCGCUUGUGCUGGACUUCGGCCACUGAGCGGCCAAUUGUCUUAGAAAGAACAACACUAUAUGGCAAAAGUAUUGGGCUACCUCGAGCUUGGUUGUUUUAACGACUCAACAAGUUAAGUCAAAACUGGUGUGACUAUAUGUGUGUGUGUGUAACCAACACCUCUGCGAUCGGACUCGAUAGGUCGUCUGGCUCCUGAUUCAGAUUAGCCGUGGGAGAAAUCAUUUGUCUCGGGGUUCUCAUUCUUUUUCCACGAUGCAUGGCGAACGUUUACAUUGAAUAUCAAAUAAAAACGUAAUUAUUAUUAUUUUUGAAAAAAAAAAGCUGUUUAUUGUUGUGAUUUAGAUAAAAAUCAGAACACGUUUUAUGACCAAUUUAUGCAGAAAUCCAGUUCAUUCCAAAGAGUUUUUCUUGCUGUUGUAUAACACAGGCUUUAUCCAAAAGUCCCGACACGUUUUUUUCUAUUUCGUUGAACGAUAUCAUGGAGACAGAUGUGUGUCUGUGUCUUAUACUGCCCCCAGGUGGCGAAGGUGGGCACACCUGAACGAGCAGUACAAUGCUCAUUCAAUUGAUGCAGUGUGACAAAAACGCUCAUUCUUCUUAAUGUAAUUUAAUUAUGUCAUUACCAUAUGUUUUUAAAAAGUACAAUAUUGCGAAGUGCUAUUUUUCCUCAUUGAAAUACAUAUGAAAACAUAUUUGGUUGUUUUAUUUUUUAUUUUUUUUU